GGCAGACGCUUAACGACUGAGCCACCCAGGCGCCCCAAAGUCCAAAUUCUUAAAUACAUCCGUUUAUCUGAUAAAUGUUCUCCAUGGAUUAAUUCGGUAAAUCCUCAUUCCAGCCCCAGGAAUUUCCCCCAUUUUACAGAGGAGGAAACUGAGGCAAAGAGACGUCAAGUGAUGUGACCUUGGGGUCGCCUUGCUAGUAAGGAAGGGGUGGGUCUGGGGAACCCGGGCUGUCCCAUUCCCAAGACUACCUUCCUAACAACCAUCUAGAUUUGCCACAAACCUGUGUCUGGUUCUGUUCUGAGUGGCCGCCUCUCCCUGAACCUGUGGUCUGUGCCCCCAUAGAUGCUGACGGGCAAGCCAGUUGCCCAGAAGUCAUCCAGCGACCUGCUCGAUGCCAGCAUGGCCUCAGCCACCUCUCGUUACCUUGAGGAGCAGCAGGCCACACAGCAGCUGAUCAUGGACCAACAGGACCAACAGCUGGCAAUGGUGUCUGGGAGCAUCUGGGUUCUGAAACACAUGUCCGGCCGUGUUGGGGAGGAGCUGGAUGAGCAGGGCAUCAUGCUGGAUGCCUUCGCUCAUGAGAUGGACCACACCCAGUCCCGGAUGGAUGGGGUCCUCAGGAAGAUGGCCAAAGUAUCCCACAUGACGAGUGACCGCCGACAGUGGUGUGCCAUUGUGGUGCUGCUGGGGGUGCUUCUUCUGGUUCUCAUCCUGCUCUUCUUUCUCUGACCCCGGCCCUCCCGAGGGCGCCGGUCCCUCCAGCCCGGGGAGUUGGCAAGGUCCUGCCCCCCCUGGGAGAAGCGGUUCCUUCCUGGGGAGCUGUCCCAAGGUUCUCAUCCAGAGCCAGUGGGACCCUCAGGGCCCUGGGCCAGAGCCCCUGCCACUCAUCCUGUCUCAAGUGCGCUUAGGAGGUGGUAGAGGUAGGGGAACCUCAGACACACUCCUCCCCACUUCUACUCUGGUACUCCAAAGCCCCUUGCUCCUGUGCCUUCUACACGUGCCAAUUUGGAAAUAAAAGCCCAGCCUUUUUUAUACGC
This is a messenger RNA of Leptonychotes weddellii (Weddell seal), 1037 nucleotides long. The record is from RefSeq and is a predicted model, not a curated record. Lineage: Eukaryota; Metazoa; Chordata; Mammalia; Carnivora; Phocidae.